This is a messenger RNA of Exophiala dermatitidis NIH/UT8656, 2122 nucleotides long. Its product is annotated as endo-1,3(4)-beta-glucanase. The record is from RefSeq and is a predicted model, not a curated record. Gene Ontology annotation, biological process: glucan catabolic process. NCBI's taxonomy places the organism in Eukaryota, Fungi, Ascomycota, Eurotiomycetes, Chaetothyriales, Herpotrichiellaceae. The transcript has 2 exons. Gene Ontology annotation, molecular function: hydrolase activity, hydrolyzing O-glycosyl compounds. The coding region runs from base 736 to 1830 and encodes 364 amino acids.
UGUGGCGGCGUGGAAUUAUUUACUGCUGCCCAGCACUCACUCCUGCUAUUACUGCCACUACUAUGGGCGAAACGCGUUUCACAAGCCAAAAUAUACUAUUUAGUAGCCCCAAGACAAGGCUGAACUCAUGUCUUUGCUGUCUCCCAUAGCCUCUGGUUUCAUAUUAUCGUCCCCAAUUCAAUGCUGACUGGGCCUUGAUGAGCCCUUCAAGCAUGACAAUUAUCUCGAAUGUCUCUCUUUGCUAUGUGUUGGCCGCUGGCUCCAGAUUUCACCAUGCCACUGCUGGAAUGGAAUUGCUCCUUCAACGGUCCAGAUGCCUGGCGGCCUCCCUGGUAACAACCCAUCGCAUUCUUGUAAACCGCAGGAGAGUGCCAGCACCACCAAAUGGAGGGCACUCUACACGACACGUUCUCACGCGUGUGUUACUGUUUAUGGUUGACGGUGAGCUGAGACUGACCUCCGAUCUCUGAACAAGACAAAACUCCUUCCUAUCCAAAGCACUUCAUCUCUUUCUCACUCGCGCCAUCACUCUUCUCUUUCGGGUUCCCUUUUUCAUUUUCUUUUUUGACCAGACCUGUGGUCUGCAAGGUCCUUCAAGUAACACUGCAUGCCCCGAACUGCAAUUGACUUGCGGUUUUCACCUCAUCGUUUGCACCUCUUCACGCGCCCACCGAUUUCUGCAGAAAACCACUUUCUCCUUCACCUGCCUCUUUCACCCACAAAAGCCCUGUCAAAAUGCUCUACAACAAGAUCUUUCUGCUGCUGGCCAGCGUUCAUUGUCAACUCACCUUCGCGGCCUAUCAGCUGGUGCAAGAUUACUCCGGGGACGCCUUCUACAAAGGCUUUGACUUCUUCACAGACGCCGAUCCAACUGAUGGCCUGGUACAAUUCAAAUCUCUGGAAGAAGCCAACUCCACUGGCCUGGCAGGCUUCAUCGAUGCUGGAAAUUCAUCGUUUGCGAUAUUCAUGGGAGUCGACACAAAAGAGGUGGCUCCUCAGGGACGCGCCAGCGUUAGAGUUGCCUCUACCCAAACCUUUCAGCAUGCACUCGUGAUCGCCGACAUUUCCCACAUGCCAGGAGGCGUUUGCGGCAGUUGGCCAGCCUUCUGGAUGGUCGGGGCUGACUGGCCAAGUAACGGAGAGAUCGAUAUCGUCGAAGGUGUGAACGCACAGGCUGCGAACAGCAUGACUCUACACACUGGACAAGGGGCGGUGGUCAGCGACGGGAAAGAUUUCACUGGCGAACUGGUCACUCCAAACUGUGAUAUCAAUGCUCCAAACCAACCGAUGAAUGCAGGAUGUUCCAUCGGAGACACAUCGAACCUAACAUUUGGAAGCGAGUUUAACAACGCGGGGGGCGGUGUUUUCGCCACGGAGUGGACAUCGGACUUCAUCAAGAUUUGGUUUUUCCCGCGAGGAUCCUUGCCCGAAAAUGUUGCCAGCGGUUCUCCUGCUCCCAGUGACAGCUGGGGUACGCCAAACUCUCUUUUCCAAGGCAAGUUCAAUAUCGACGACCAUUUUCGGGACUUGCAAAUCGUCUUUGACACCACUUUCUGUGGGCAGUGGGCCGGCACCGUCUGGAAUAGCUCAAGCUGCGCAACGCUUGCUCCGACUUGCGAGGAUUAUGUGGCCAACAACCCCCAGGACUUUACAGAGGCUUACUGGGCAAUCAACAGCUUGCAAGUGUUCCAAGAUGAUACCCUGGAAGAAUCCAUCAUCGCACCCUUGAAGCCCGGAACACCUGGCACCGGACGACCGACGGCACCUAGUGGUCCUCAGCAGAAACUUCGGUCCAGAUCUGGUGCGGCCAUCCUGCCGAUAUAUGUCUAGGGGGCAUGACUUCUACCUUAUGGUUGAUUCAAUUAGCGUGGCGUCGGGUGUCAAAGGCUCAUUAUUUGGGGUCUCAGAAGAAUACAGUACAUGGCUGGAGUGGGAAUAAGCAAAGUACAGCAAACUGCCGAUCAUACUAGUAGCUGGGGGAUGUUCGUGGCGAGGAUCAUAACAGGCCCUCACUGCAGCAGGGCGAAGCCCGUCCCAGUGCCACUGCAGCUAGUGUUUGAGGAUAUAGUACACAAACAGGAAAAUGCCAUGAUCUUCUUGCUUAUGCGAAUGGGAUUCUCUG